Messenger RNA from Brienomyrus brachyistius, 2506 nucleotides. Its product is annotated as 2-oxoglutarate receptor 1-like. NCBI's taxonomy places the organism in Eukaryota, Metazoa, Chordata, Actinopteri, Osteoglossiformes, Mormyridae. The transcript is spliced from 2 exons. Gene Ontology annotation, cellular component: plasma membrane. The record is from RefSeq and is a predicted model, not a curated record. Gene Ontology annotation, molecular function: G protein-coupled receptor activity. The coding region runs from base 184 to 1239 and encodes 351 amino acids. Gene Ontology annotation, biological process: G protein-coupled receptor signaling pathway.
CUGAUAGUGAUUUGGUGGCUAUUGAGUAACAGGGAAAUUAGUUACAGUGUGGGAGGGCAUUGACGUGCUGUUAAACUCCAGCGGGUGAAAGUAGUAACCAGGAAAUAUUCAGAAGACACGGCAGGCGGACGUUUCAGGUGUCGGCUCACUGUUUUCCACCCGCACUCAUUAGCUGUUAGCAACAUGAAUCAGAGUAAUGAGUCGGGAUUGUGCCCCAAUGUGGUGAUGCUAUUGAAACGAUACUACCUGCCAUCCAUGUAUGUGAUCAUCUUUACUGUGGGCCUCCUGGGGAAUGUCACCUCCAUCAUCAUCUACACAGUGAAGAUACGACCCUGGAAGAGCUGGAACCUCAUAAUGCUGAACCUGGCCUUGGCAGACCUGCUCUACGUCUUCAGCCUCCCUUUCCUGGCUUAUAACUACAUUAACGGUGAAGAUUGGACCUUGGGAACAUUCAUGUGCCGAUUUGUACGUUUUAGCUUCCACUUCAACCUCUAUGGCAGCAUCCUCUUCCUCACUUGCCUCAGCAUCUUCCGCUAUGUGGUGGUGGUCUACCCACUGAAGGUCGACGUUCAUCGGAAGAGGUGGGGGAGCUUGGCCUGCCUUAUUGUAUGGGUCAUCUCCGCCAUCGAGAUCCCCCCCAUGUUCACCAUGCUUAAGUUGCAGGAAGAUAACAACAUAACAACUUGCCCAGACUUUGCCAGCCAAGAUCCAGUGCUGCAAGUCUGGUGCUACACCUGGGUACUGACGGUUCUAGGAUAUUUAGUGCCCUUGGUAGUGGUCAGUUUCUGCUAUUCCAGGAUUGUAAAAGUCCUGUCAAAGGGCCCAGAGACGCACAGUCUGCAUCGGAUGCGUGCCCGUAGGCUCACCGUGCUCAUCCUGGUCGUCUUUGUGGUGUGCUUCAUGCCGUUCCACAUCUUACGCACGGCACGGAUCGCCACCAGAAUAUGGCCGAGGUCCUGUACUGUCACAGCCUGGGUCCACGCCAUGUAUAUCAUCUCUCGGCCUGUGGCGGGUCUCAACACCUUCUUCAACCUGGCCUUAUACACGCUGGCAGGUGACAAGUUUCAGCAAGCUUUUGUCAGCAUGUUUAACUGCAACUACUAUGUUUCUAAGAUCAAGUCCCUACUUACUGUGCCAGUCAUUAGCAUUGCAACCGCCGCCUCUCCGCAAACGAAACCAGCUGAUUUGAGUAAAACACCUUCACCGUCCAAACCACAUGCCGCUAAUGCACAAUGUUAAUGUUAUACUUAAUCUGCACCUUAAAAUUCAAACAUAAAGCAGAUCAAGGAUUAUCUAUGUAAAUACUUUGCGAAUAAAAUGUAUCUGAAUAUAAAUGAUCAUUUAUGAGAUAUAUGUGAGUCUGAAGUCUAUUUAAAUAGAAUAAGUUUUCUUUUUAUUAUGUUUUGUACUGUAUGCCAGAGGGAAUUUGUUUUGAUGGCACUAUAGUCUGACAGCAGAAUUUGUCAGACUCUCUACUGGGGAAUGUCCAACUUUUACAAUCGCUUUGACCUUCUUGGGAAUGGGUGUGUAUUUACCAUUUUCCACGCUCACAGUCCUGGAGAUAUGUACAGCUGUAAUUGAACACAUGAUAAAUAGUUUACUGACCACACCCUGUAAGAAUUCUUCCUCCUUGAGAUCUGGAGAUCAUAAAAUGUGAAAACCACAGUAGGUCAUAAAUCAUUAUUUUGGCCGGUAUAAGCUACUUUUUGGUGAUAUCAAAUAAAAAAGGAUAGAUUGAUAUUGUAGGGUUAGCUUGAAUCCGAUACAUCAGGGGUGUCAAACUCCAGUCCUGGGGGGCCAGAGCCCUGCACAUUUUUGGGUUUCCCCUCAUUUAACACGCCUGAUUCAAUUCCUUCUGCUAAUUAACACACAGCAGUUGAGCUGCAUCAUUUGUGGUGGAACAGGGAAAGAACCAAGCUACACAGGUAUCUGGCCCACCAGGACCGGAGUUUGACACCCCUACGCUAAAUGCUUUUCCCAUGGGGUGGUUAUUAUCUGGCACAGCACCCUUGUUUGUAUUUACAGUAAUAUGACAUAUCAUGUGUUUGGAUUUUGCUUCUUGUGUUUAGGUUUUCAGGGAGAACUUCAGUUUGGGGGGAAGGGGGUGCAUAAUUGUGUGAGUGAUUCUGAGCACAGUAAUGGUAAUAAAAACAACUCCAAAUGAUAUGACUUAAAGAUGAUAUAAUUUUACUAUACAGUGUACUAUACCUAUGAUAAUUUUUGCAUAAAAAAUAAAGGGCUAAUUACAACUGGUCAGUCAGACUCAAUUGUGGUAAGUCGACGGCAACCUGUAUCAUCUUUCCCUUUUUUCAGCUACCAGGUGUUCUGAUUGCUGUCUUCUGCUACUCUGUUGACGGAUGUUAAAUACUUCACAGCAAACAAUAUUUUAGACACUACUAUUGAAAUGCAAUGGAUCUUGGACAGAUUAUCAAAAUUUCUUGUUUUAUUUUGUUGUAUCCCUUCUAAUUUUCAUAGAGCUCUUAAGUUCUCUUGUUUUACACCAAAU